CCGGGCUGGCGGAGGCCGUUUGCUGGUCCCGUUCCUGGGUGCAGGGGCUUCCUGGGCGCGCUCACGCCCCGAUGCCGAGCUCACGGCUUCUGGUGCUCUUCGGCAGCCAGACGGGCACGGCCGAGGAUGUGUCGGAGAGGCUGGGCCGCGAGGCCCGGCGCCGGCGUCUCGACUGCCGGGUGCAAGCCCUGGACUCCUACCCGGUGGUGAAUCUGAUUAACGAGCCCCUGGUGAUAUUUGUUUGUGCAACUACAGGCCAAGGAGACCCCCCUGACAACAUGAAGAGCUUCUGGAGGUUCAUAUUCCGGAAGAACCUGCCAUCAACCGCCCUCUGCCAGAUGGACUUCGCCGUCCUGGGCCUCGGGGAUUCCUCUUACACCAAGUUCAACUUUGUGGCCAAGAAGCUAUACCGACGGCUGCUGCAGCUCGGGGGUGCCGCCCUCCUGCCCGUGUGCCUGGGCGACGACCAGCAUGAGCUGGGGCCUGAUGCCGCCAUUGACCCCUGGCUUCACGACCUGUGGGAGAAGGUGCUGGAACUGUGCCCCAUGCCCCUCGGCCUCAGCGUGAUCCCCCCUGAAGUCCCUUUGCCUUCCAAGUUCGCCCUGCAGCUCCUCCAGGAGGCCCCCAGGGAGUGCUCUGCAGGACAGCGUGGGGCCAGGACAGAGCCUCCGAGCUCCCCCUCAGAGCUGCAGCCCUUCCUGGCACGCAUGGUCACCAACCAGAGGGUCACCGGCCCCUCACACUUCCAGGAUGUUCGUCUCAUCGAGUUUGACAUCUCGGGCUCAGGCAUCAGCUUUGUGGCCGGCGACGUGGUGCUGAUCCAGCCCGAGAAUACAGCCAGGCACGUCCAGCAUUUCUGCCAGGUGCUGGGCCUGGACCCUGACCAGUACUUCACGCUGCAGCCUCGGGAACCACAUGUCCCCUGCCCCGAGCGGCUGCCCCAGCCCUGCUCUGUGCGGCACCUCGUGUCCCAGUACCUGGACAUCGCCAGCGUGCCACGCCGCUCCUUCUUUGAGCUCCUGGCCUGCCUGUCUCCGCACGAGCUGGAGCGGGAGAAGCUGCUGGAGUUCAGCUCUGCUGCUGGCCAGGAGGCACUGCAUGAAUACUGCAGCCGGCCCCGCAGGACCAUCCUGGAGGUGCUGUGUGAUUUCCCACACUCGGCGGCGGCCAUUCCCCUGGACUACCUGUUGGACCUCAUCCCCCCGAUCCGUCCCCGUGCCUUCUCCAUUGCCUCCUCUCUGCUGGCUCACCCUGCGAGGCUGCAGAUUCUCGUGGCCGUGGUCCAGUAUCAGACUCGCCUCAAGGAGCCCCGCCGGGGCCUCUGCUCCUCCUGGCUUGCAUCUCUGGACCCUGCACAAGGCCCUGUCCGGGUGCCCCUGUGGGUGAGGCCUGGGAGCCUGACCUUGCCACAGACACCAGACACGCCUGUGAUAAUGGUGGGGCCUGGCACUGGCGUGGCCCCCUUCCGAGCAGCCAUCCAGGAGAGAGUGGCCCAGGGUCAGAGGGGGAACUUCCUGUUCUUUGGCUGCCGCCGGCGGGACCAGGACUUCUACUGGGAGGCUGAGUGGACGGAGCUGGAGCAGAAGGGCUGCCUGACCCUGGUUACAGCAUUCUCCCGGGAGCAGGUGGGUGUGUGCAGAGGGCUAGGGAGGGUGUGCGGGGCUGGGGUGCAGACUCACCCGCCCGUCCUGCAGGAGCAGAAAGUGUACGUGCAGCACCGGCUCCGAGAGCGUGGGCCGCUGGUGUGGGAGCUCCUGGACCGCCGCGGCGCCUGCUUCUGCCUGGCAGGCAAUGCCAAGUACAUGCCGGCAGAUGUGUCCGAAGCCCUGCUGUCCAUCUUCCAGGGGGAGGGCGGGCUCUCGGGCCCCGACGCGGCUGCCUACCUGGCCCGGCUGCAGCGCACCCUGCGCUUCCAGACUGAGACGUGGGCCUGAGGAGCUGCCUGCUGGCCACUGUCACUAGACUGCUGCCCUGUCUGACCCCAGGUGGGAGGAUGGCCAGCCCCCUGUGCACGCUGCCUGGGUCCACAUUCAGCCCCAACCCCACUGCCCUCCCUGGUCGCCGGUUCCAGCUGCCGUUUCCUACUGGCCCCAACCUGCGUCCUGCUCAGGUGGUGACCUAGGAAGGCAGCAAAGCCUGGUGGGAAUCAGGGAGCUUCCCUGAACAUCAGCUUCCAGACAGCAUGGGAACCGGGGGUGCGGGGUCCCUGAGAGGGCCAGAUUGCCCCUCCUCUGUCCUGGGCAGCCGUGGGGCUCCCAGUCCUCCUCUGCCACGUGUGUGCCCCCAGGGCCCCGCAGGGCUCAGGGUUAAAGGCAGAGGCCCUGGCCGCACCCACCAUCCCUGCCUGGUCCCAGAAAGCCUUGGCAAUAAAGUUCAGGCUCAGGGGUCUU
Molecule: messenger RNA, 2390 nt
Organism: Molossus molossus (Pallas's mastiff bat)
Lineage: Eukaryota; Metazoa; Chordata; Mammalia; Chiroptera; Molossidae
Gene: NDOR1
Product: NADPH dependent diflavin oxidoreductase 1
Exons: 13
Coding region: 72-1934 (620 amino acids)
Cellular component (GO): cytosol
Molecular function (GO): flavin adenine dinucleotide binding; FMN binding; NADPH-hemoprotein reductase activity
Source: RefSeq, a predicted model, not a curated record